This is a messenger RNA of Phlebotomus argentipes, 941 nucleotides long. RefSeq lists its product as uncharacterized. Gene Ontology annotation, molecular function: acyltransferase activity, transferring groups other than amino-acyl groups. The coding region runs from base 67 to 924 and encodes 285 amino acids. The transcript has 3 exons. The record is from RefSeq and is a predicted model, not a curated record. Lineage: Eukaryota; Metazoa; Arthropoda; Insecta; Diptera; Psychodidae.
GCUCAAUGAGCCGCAGUCUUUUCUCAACCUCUGCUGUGAAAGUAUCGCGCUGUCUUUACCCAAAUAAUGCAUCAAGAUCAUCUUGUUGAGAUUCCCAGUGAGAAUUGGAUAGAAUUGCGUGAUAAGUUCAGCACUGAUUGGCCUCGAAACAUUGUGAAUUACUACACUAUCAACACUUACAUCAGCUGGCGUGAAAAGUCAAACAAGAUAGAUCAUCUGCACUUCUACAGCCUCAAUGGCGAGUGGAGACGAGAUGCAACGGUGCUUAUUGUGGAUCGGUAUCAGUUAUUCGUCUGCAGUCUUGAUGAGUCAAAUGCACAGCUGAAGAGAGCCCUCGAGCUGCUGGACUGGCGCGCUGGCUUCAAGAUCAGCUCCUUCGUGUCUAAGCAUCGGCCAGCGGUGCUUCACUUGGUGGAAUCUAGAAGAUUAGAGAAGGAAUACGACAGUGAGACAAUCCUCUACCAUCUUCCACGUCAUUUGGCUCAAGCCGUAUUAGUCGACUGUCCAGAUGACAUCGAAUUGCAUCCCAUGCGUGAGGAGGACGCAAUCGUUGCCGAUCGCGUGUGGCCAAAUCGUCACGUUGGAUCGCUCUUUUUCCUCCAGCGCCUCAUCGCGUGGAAUCCAAAUGUUGGCGCCUACACGCGGGAUGGAAAGCUCGUGGCGUGGUGUUUUCUCCUUCAAGCCGGUGCAUUGGGAGCCUUGCAGGUCGAUGAGGGAUAUCAGCGACGAGGCUUGGGAAGCCUGGUGGCCAGAGCCAUGAUUAGGAAGCUGUGUGAUCAGGGAAUUGAGACUUUUGCAUUCGUCAAUGUGGACAACACGGCGUCGAAGAGGAUGUUCGAGAGGCUCGACUUUGAGCGGACAGAUUUCAUCUACUGGCUCAGAACCCUUCCCACAGAUCCUUCAAUUCCUCCAUGGUCGGAUUAGAAGAAUGUUAUGGUACU